This is a messenger RNA of Camelina sativa (false flax), 2703 nucleotides long. The record is from RefSeq and is a predicted model, not a curated record. NCBI's taxonomy places the organism in Eukaryota, Viridiplantae, Streptophyta, Magnoliopsida, Brassicales, Brassicaceae.
AUGCAUUCAGCAAAGUUUUUAGUAUUUUGGGUAACUAAAUCUCCUAAGGUAUUUGAAAAGGAGUACCCCGCAGUCGGUGCUGAUUGGGUAAGAUGUACGGAUUUUACCUCCGAUUCUUCUAUUGGUCAAUCCUUUGCGUACUGUUUGCAGUUUCCCACGCCCGUUUUUACUGAUCAAGUACGUAAACGCUGCAACAAGAAAUUCUCAGAGCACAAACGAUGCAGCUUUGAAUUACGACGGGGGAACUGUUAUACAUCAAGGGCAAACAAACUUGCUCCUGUUAUUGAUUCUCCCUCUGGAAUCGAUUUAACUUUCGAGACUUUGUUUAAACUGAAUUCUUUGGUGCAGAAUGGGACUCUCCUCGGUCCAGCUCUAAGUAUAGAUUUCUUUAAACUGGUCAACUCUACACAAAAGGAUAUGAAAUUUUUAGACGCAUCCUUUAGAAAACUUGGUCUUUCUGAAUGUUAUUGCUAUGACCCUUUUGCUUGGCUCCAACAAGAAAAACUGGAUUGGGUAGACAAUAAAGGGGUUGAUGGACCAUCCCUGGAAGACAAUUUCUAUAUCCAUCAGGUGAAGGUGACACCAACAAAGGUCUAUUUCAGAGGACCAGAGCUCAAAGAUUCAAACCGUGUGCUUAGACAAUUUUCAAAUCAUCUAAAUAAUUUUCUCUCAUUGUCCUUUGUUGAUGAGGAUUUUAAUAAGCUUCGCUCCCUGGAUCUGUGUGCACGGUCAAAGGCAACAACAAAACUAUACGAUAGGAUUAAUAGUGUUCUUCGGGAUGGCGUUGUCAUCGGUAAUAAAUUGUUCGAAUUUUUAGCCUUCUCUAAUAGCCAAUUGCGGGAAACUUCUCUUUGGAUGUUCUCAGAAAGCGAUGAUGGGGUAACGUCAGCAUCUAUAAGAGAUUGGAUGGGUGAUUUUCAAAGUAUAAGGAAUGUAGCAAAAUACGCUGCAAGACUCGGCCAAUGUUUUAGCUCCUCUGUAGAGACAGAGGAUGUUACAACAGAGGAGAUUGAAUUAAUUCCAGACGUCGAGAUCAUUUCUUCUGCAGGGACACUCUAUGUAUUUUCAGAUGGCAUUGGUAAGAUAUCUGCUGAAUUUGCAGAGAUUGUUGCAAAAAAAUGUGGUCUAAAUGAUUUAAUACCAUCUGUUUUCCAAAUCCGCUAUGCUGGGUAUAAAGGCGUGGUAGCUAUUGAUACGAACUUGUCAAAGAAGCUCUCUCUUAGGAACAGUAUGAAAAAAUUCGACUCGAACUGCACUAGUUUUGAUGUACUGGCGUGGAGCAAGUAUCAACCAUGUUUUCUGAACAGACAAUUGAUUACGCUGUUGUCUACUCUCGGAGUCAAAGAUGAGGUCUUUCUAACGAAACAACGAGAAGUAGUGGAACAGUUCAGCUCACUCUUUACUGGUGAUCCUAUAGAGGCUCUUGAUUCAGUGGCUCCGGGGUGGGAUACAAUAGUUCUCAGGCAACUGAUAUUGUCCGGUUAUAAACCUGAUACCGAACCGUUCCUGUCGAUGAUGUUUCAAUAUUUUAUAAAAAACAGAUUGUUCGAACUACGUAAAAAGUCAAGAAUAUCAAUCCAACUUGGCAGAACCUUGAUAGGUUGCCUAGACGAGACCCGUACACUAGAAUACGGUCAAGUAUUCGUUCAAUGUUCGGAUCCAACAUCAGAGUCUAAAAGUUGCAGUAUCAUUGAAGGACCGGUCGUUGUUGCCAAGAUGCCAUGCUUGCAUCCGGGGGACAUCCGCGUUCUUCAAUGUACCAACGUUCCAACUUUGCAUCAUUUAGUAGAUUGCGUUGUGUUUCCACAGAAAGGUUCAAGGCCGCACCCGAAUGAGUGUUCGGGCAGUGAUUUGGAUGGCGACACGUAUUUUGUAUCAUGGGACAUGGAUUUAAUACCACCAGAUACUUUUGAGCCGAUGGAUUAUACUCCAGAAGAAGCUCAAAAUUUGGAUCACGAUGUUACAAUUGAGGAAAUUAAGGAUUAUUUCACUGAUUUCAUUCUAGAUGAUACCCUGGGAACCAUUGCAAACUCCCACCUCGUUCAUGCCGAUAGAGAAGAGGAUAAGGCCUUCAGUGAGAAAUGCAUCCGGCUCGCACGUUUGUUUUCAACUGCGGUUGACUCCCCAAAAACAGGUGCUAAAGUGGAGUUUCCUCGAGAGCUUUACGUCAAGGUUUAUCCUGAUUUCAUGGAAAAACCUGGAAUGUCGUAUGUGUCGACAAACGUAAUCGGGCAGCUGUUUAGAGAGAUUCAAAACUUGCCUCCGCCGAUCCCGAUGAACUCCUCUACUGGUGAUGCGGCCUCGGACUUUUGUGAUGAAGACAUGGUAGUCACUGGAUUUGAGGACUAUGUUGAAAAUGCUAUGCGUUACAAGGAAAGAUACCGGUCCAAAUUACGUCACCUGAUGGAUUUAUAUGGAAUUAAAACGGAGGCCGAGAUACUUGCUCGCAGUAUGGAGCCGUUCACCAAGACAGGGGAGACUGUUGGAAGCGAGGUUCGUUCGUUAAUAAAAGAAGUUUCUUCGUCGUGGUUCAAAGAAUAUGCAGAAGAAGAAGAGGCAAAAGCUGCUUCGGCAUGGUAUCAAGUGACUUAUAACCGUAGGUACUGUGAAGUUGAUGAUUAUUUGAGUUUUCCAUGGUGCAUUUACAGUGUACUUCUGAGUAUAAAGAAGGAAAAGAUGGAGAGUCGCAUCAGGGAUCGCUGA